AUGUCAUUCUCGCAAAAACAGUUUACACUGCCAGCAAAGAGCAGAGGCAGUUACCUCAUCACCGACACAGUGAUGGAAAAAGUGCCAGAGAUCAAGGACUACAAAGUUGGAGUGUUGCAGCUUCACGACAUGUCCGACGCCCUCGACCGCAUCGCCCCCGAAGACCGCAAAGGAAACUUGUACCGCCAUUCUGCAGAAGGCCUUGACGAUAUGCCCGCACACAUCAAAUCCGCACUCGUCGGCGCGUCUGUCAGCAUCCCGAUUACAAACGGCAGACUCAACACGGGGACUUGGCAAGGUGUGUGGUUCUUGGAGUUUAGGGCGAGUAAGCAUCAGAGAAAGGUUGUUGCUACAAUUAUGGGGGAAAAGGCGUAA
Messenger RNA from Aureobasidium uvarum, 375 nucleotides. Lineage: Eukaryota; Fungi; Ascomycota; Dothideomycetes; Dothideales; Saccotheciaceae. The record is from the annotation of a GenBank genome assembly.